AAAAGCAAAAAGUGCAAAAAUUUAAAGAAGCAAUGGCUGCAAAAGAAAAGGUACACAAACUAGAGUGCUCUGUUUCAAAAAUGACUAUUCCUUGCCAAGAAAAAGAGGGCAUCUCCAGUGAUUCCAUACCCAUCAGCAGUUCCACUUUCCCAAUCACAUGGAAGCUGUAUGAAAACCCAUGCUACCAUAUCAGGCAGAGAAAAAAGCUUCAGGAUGACAACAUCUAUAAUCAAAGUCAGGUUAGCCAGCAGAUCUACCUGCCGCCCAUUUCCACUCGUAAGAUCGCUGCUUCUUUCUGGAAAUCAACCUUCUUCAGACCUUCCAUGGAGUCAAUGCUAGAAACAGCUCAAACCCAGAUCAUGGAACUGAAGGCUGAGUUGGAAAAUGAGCAAAAGAGACGAAAGAAGCUUGAAUCUUUGAACAAGAAGUUGGUAAAACAUGUGUUUGAAGAAAGGAAAGGAAGGGAAGCAAUGCUGAAACUAUCCAAACCAUUUUCCAAAUAAGUGUUCUCCCACAAAACGCAGAUAAACAGGUUUUGAGGGAGGAUGGUGUUUAGAAAAUAUAUGAGAUACACACAGGAACUUUCAUACUCAAUCAGAAAUUUCCAUUCCAGAAUCAAAGAUUCUAGAACUUAUUAUAGAUACUUUUAAUUUCUUGAUUGCAAAUGAAUGAUCCAUCUUGGUUAGUGUUUACAUCUAGAAGAUGCAUGUUCGGUAUAUAUUUGUGAUUGAUUUUAACAUAGUGAUAAAUGUGGUUUGAUUUAUGGAAACUUUUUAUUUCUCAAGGA
Molecule: messenger RNA, 787 nt
Organism: Cuscuta epithymum
Lineage: Eukaryota; Viridiplantae; Streptophyta; Magnoliopsida; Solanales; Convolvulaceae
Source: the annotation of a GenBank genome assembly